AUGGCGGCGGCGGGGAGCAUCACCACGCUGCCGGCGCUGCCCGACGACGGGGGCAGCGGCGCCUUCCCCCCCGGGCACUUCAAGGACCCCAAGCGGCUCUACUGCAAGAACGGCGGCUUCUUCCUCCGCAUCAACCCCGACGGCAGGGUGGACGGCGUCCGGGAGAAGAGCGACCCUCACAUCAAACUGCAACUUCAAGCAGAAGAAAGAGGAGUGGUGUCAAUCAAAGGUGUAAGUGCAAAUCGCUUUCUGGCUAUGAAGGAGGAUGGCAGAUUGCUGGCCUUGAAAUGUGCAACAGAAGAAUGUUUCUUUUUUGAGCGUUUGGAAUCUAAUAACUAUAACACUUACCGAUCACGGAAAUACUCUGAUUGGUAUGUGGCGCUGAAAAGAACUGGACAGUACAAACCUGGACCAAAAACUGGACCUGGACAGAAAGCUAUCCUUUUUCUUCCCAUGUCUGCUAAAAGCUGAUUUCCAUGGCGGAUUCCGAGCACCUGUGCCACACUACACUAAAGAUGUCGAGUCUCCUGCUCCUCUCCAAAGUAGCUAAAAUAUAAGCAAUUAUUUGCUGAUAUUAACUACUUUUGCAGAUACCAGAUUAAAACAUGAAUGUUUCAUACUGUCUUUAUAUCGCUCUUUAAACCUGUUGUGCCAGUGUGUGUGUGGAGGUAAAAUUACUUGGAAAAUAGAUUUUCAGGAUCAAUAAUACUUCUGUUUUCUGCUAGAUCUCUGAGUAGAGCUAUUUUAUUUACCUUAUGUUUGCUUUACAGAGUAAAGGAAAACAAAUCUGAUCCACACUUAUAGCAGUAUUUACCUUCAAAAAUAAUUUAUAUCUCUAUAGCUUAUUAGAGAAUAGAGUAAAUAAUUACUUUCUAAUAAUUACCUAAAAAGAAGUCCAUGGAUAAUUUUAAUAUGGUCUAAGUAACACUACAAUAAUAAUUCUAAAUUAUUAAUAUAAUGAAAUGUGAACUGUAUUGCUAUCAUGUAAUGUUUCUAUAGGACUCGGGCAGCUCCCUGUGGUAUAGUUUGUAGAACAGGCCUGUGUAGACGGCUGGAAACUCUCUCAUGGUUAUAUCAAUCUUACCAAACCCUUCCCGGUAUCCGUAAAGUAAGAGUUUAGCGACAUUGCUGGUGAUGGGAGUAGCGUGUUUCGUCCUAGCAAGCUCAUCGAGGUCCAUCCAUUCACACCUCAGGCACUCCUGCUGGCAGAAGCUGAUGUUGAAGGAGGAGGGCUCCAGGCGACAGAUGAUGUACAUAUCCGACUUCCCAAAGGCUCCGGGGUGUUCGUGUUGCUGUCUUAUGCUUAGGAUGGACUUGAACUCUGACUUGAUGCCAGUCUCUUCAAAAACCUCUCGAACUGCUGUCUCCCCUAGGUGAAAAGAGCAAUCCUUACAAUACGUAUAAGAACAGCUUAACGCUCUUUAAACCUUUUGAUCGUGGAAAAUCUCUAACUCAAAGCGUUCUCUGUUCUGCUUCAUAAGCUUUUCAGAAUGCAAGCCUGUUUGUUUCAACAGAAGGAUAAGCUAAUUUUUUGGUCCCCAAACAAAAGUAAUGGCUACGUGCCUUUCUUGUGCAUAUCCCACAACAGGAUGAAAGUAAGAAACUUUGGAUAAUACUGUACAGGGUGUGGUUUUGAAACGGACAUUCUGAUGGUUGCUGGCUCCACUGAUCUCUUAAUCCAAGAUAGCGUUGCACCCUCUUUUUCAGUCCUUUGAAUCUUAGCCCCCGUCUCUCUCCUUGCCUCUGUCCAGUUCCAGAUUCAGACCCUGUGCAGCUGAACACCUGUACGUAUGUCAGAUCACUUGAUCAAAUCGGUUUCGUUGCACUUUGCCACAAGGUGUAACAAAAUGGGUAAAAUUAUUGUUUGAAGAAAGUGAAAGUUGGCACUAAGUCCUUUUCAAGAUGUAUCUUAAGUGUCUAGUGACAUUUCAAAUACGCCAUAAUACCAGUAUAGCACGUAGCCUGUUCUUGCAGAAAACAUGCUGCAUCUGUGCUGCACAUGUACAUUUUGUGUACAUCAACCAAAGUGAUGUAAGUGUUAACAUUCCUCAUUACAAAAGCAGCCAUAACUUCAAGGGUCUAGAGGGCGUGUACUGCAAUUACAGCCAGAGAAUUACCCCUCUAUCCAGUACUCCUUCAAAAGAGAAGAUUUUUCUCUUGAAUAAUAACUUAAAUUGAAGAGCCCAAAUGAGAUUUUUGAUAUUCUGCUUAUUUCCCCAAAGUCUGCACUUUCACUGUAGUCAAGUCAAAUCCUACUUGCCUGGGGUAACUACUGGGAGGUAAAAUACUAGCUUUUUCCCAAUCUAUGUCAACUCAUAGUUGUGUCUUGUUUGAGUGGUAAACGCAUAUAGCUGUUUUGCAAUGUUACCUGCUUCCCUUAGUUCAUUUUCAGUAAGAAAUGAGUGUGUUGGCUUACUUCCAAAAGCGAAACACAUUUUAAAAGACCUUGUAGAGAUUCGCCUUCCUAUGGAAGCUUGCAUCUUGACAUGGCAGAGCUGAACAAAAGAGACAUUUGAGGGGUAAUUUCAGAUAUUGGAAAUAAUUUGGACAUACAGUGGCUAGCAAUAUAUAAACAAAAUGAUUUAUCCAGCAGAGGCCAAACAACUCUGUGUUAAUGGCCCUGAUUCUGCACUUACUUCUGCCUCAGCUCAACUGCCAUCUUGCAAUGGAACGAGCUGUGUAAAGUUUGCACCACGUAUAUAGAGGUUUUUGUGGGACAUGUAACACAUGGUGCCUGCAGAACAUUUAUGUUUGUGACUUCAUUACAGUAUUAUUUAGUUGAAAGGCUACUGCAUGUGGGGAAAGAUACUCACUCACCAUUACUGACCCUUGGAGAGACUGCGUUUUUAUGUUGCCCAGAGAGGCCUCUGUGGUCCUCUGGUUUAAAAUAGCGGUUGUGAAGCAAACUCCCUGUGGCAAGUGGUUUUAUGAUUCGGCAAGGGGCUGUAUUACACAAAAGUGGUCAAAGAAGGUAAACAACUGAGAUCAUGAGGAAUGCUGAGGCAGGCUGUGGUUAACAAAAAUGAAAUAAUUUGGGAUUUCAUUUAAGCUUUGAGCUUUGCUUUUAGAUAAAGUGCCUUUUUCUGUUUCCCUUUUAUUUAAAUGUGUGUGUAUAUAUAUUAAAAAUAUAUAAUGACAGUUAAACUAGAAGAAACACUAGGGCUUGAGUUUCAGAAAUAUUCAAAUACAAAAAUGUGUGCACUUUGCUUAAUCUGCAUUAUGAAACUAUUCAGAUCACUUGCGCGAGUCAGUUUGUACUCGUUAAAGUAGGCAGCCAUAUAUUUUGUCACUUCAUGUAAUCACAGGAUCUUCAGCAUUGUAAUUGCAAUUUGUAAUUGUAAUUUGAAAUGUAGUCCCUUGAAUGACUGUGAGUUUAUAAGGUUUGAUGUAAGGAUAAAAAAAGGAAAAUUAAGCUCUACUAUAUUUUAUGCUUUACUAAUUUAUAUCUUCGUGUAAUAUUAAGAUGUGAUGCAGAGAAUCAUAACUUUUAUUAUUAUAUAGUUUAGUAGUGGCAGGAGAAGAGCUGUAAGAGACCUGUUUCCUCCCAGGUGUUUCUCAAUACCUACAUCCAGGCUCCAGCCAUCAUCUCACCUGUUAUUCGAGGGAUGGCCACUGGCUUACUCGGUAACAGUAUUCCUCUGGGGAAGCUGUUGCCAGUGCUGGUCGUUCCUUUUCCCUCAGUACAAAAACCUCUCUGGUAUCUCCUGGCCUAGAGCCGCUGUCUGUCACUAGAAGUGAAAAGGAGCCCGGCUAGACAACAAACACGGCGUUCGGGAUUCUUCUGAAAACAUGAAUCCAUUUCACUAUGUUACGCGUAUUUGCACUGUCCAGCAAAUAGUUUUGGUUUCUAUCCCGUGUUUGACAAAAAGACUUAAAACGUGACUCCUGAGUUAUGAAAACUCCAAUGCGGCCAUAUCCCGCUAACUAGAAACUUUCUCCAUGUAUUGAAAUACUGAACCGGAAUCCAAGCCCUCCACACGUUGUCGUAGGAAGACUGCUAAAAUAGUAGGUAUUUCAGAGGUAUGAAACAGUCAGGAAACCUGGGCUCGAUACCCAGUUUGCGAGAGCUGCUGCAUUGCUCUGGGCAACAUUUUUGAGUUCUGCAUUUUUGAGUUAUUGGAAGAAUAUAUUCAUAUCUGAAUACUGAUGUGGGGCUAAAUUAAUGUAGGCUAAAUUAAUGUGAGCAAAUUAACUUUUCAAAACAAGACCUACCUAGUAACUGCAGUAUAACUUAAGAAUUAACCAGUCUAUAGAUCAUAAUUUUAAGGGGUGAGAUACAAGGAGAAAAAGCACAAUUUUCUGUCUCUUCGUAAACACCCUUGUUCAUUCACUUCUGAAUAUAACUGCAGCAGUGUUCAUCAUCGCCUGUGCUAGGCUGAGUAGAAAUGAUAGGUGUCCUCACAUCAGCAUUGUUUUUUAAAACAGAAGUGCCUUACGCCUCUGGCUGAAAGUAGGUGCCUGCAAGACUGAGGCACUGCACUUAACGCUGGUCCUGUGCCAAAGAGCUCUUGGUCUAAACAAAGCAAAUGAACAAGAGUGGAAGGAAGCAAGUGUAUUUAUUUCUGUUUUGCACAUAAAAAUGGAGAGUUGGAAAUUUUUGUUCGGUACGUCAUUGAGCUCACUGCCCUGGAUUCCAGCGUUGAGCUCAGAGCUCGCUGUUUCGGUUUUAUUUGGGUUAUAUGCUGAUUACCUUAAUCCUCUGCACUUUUGGCUCAUAUUACAGCAUAUCCAACAAGCCUACAAAAAAUAAGCUGGCUUCAAGCACUCACUGACGAGAAAUUGUGGAAAAGGGUAAAUGUUAUAAAUACGAAACUCCUCUGCCCUGAACAUAAUGUUACCCCAUUACCAUUAAGGUCACAGGAUCGUGUCACUUCAUCUAUUCACCACUAAUUCAAAGAAGCGAUUAGUCAUAGGAGUGAUGUGGGUCGUGAUGUAUUUCAGUACUGUUAAUGUCUUUGUAAUUCUGUUGACGUCUGACCUGUUAUCCUAGGACUUACCAAUGUCUUCGCCUGGAUUAGACAGACCUCCUGGAAAUUUCCACGCAUUUAUAGUCUGUAUGGGAGGAAAAAAAUAUUAAUGAAGUAUGCAGCCUGUGUUGUACUCUCUAAUAUGAAGGAGACAAUUAACACGUGACUUUUUGUUGUUGAAGUUGCAGUAUUGUUAUUACUCUUAGAAACAUCAGUAAGGCUUUAAGUAGGAACUUUGUUCUUGCUGAUGUGAUCAUCAGAGAUAUCUACAGUCUGUAUGAAAUAUUGGAACAAAACAUCUACUGAUUGAAAAUAUAAACUGUCUAACAGUCAUUAGACAACGUUGCUGCUAGAUAACUAGAUAGAGUAGUUAAAUAUUAAAAAAAGCUGCUAUAGACUAUAUAAUCUUAUAUUUAAUCACUAAUGUAUUCCACUUCCAUGGUUUUGGCUUUUAAAAAAUGUAUAUAUAUUUAAUCUUACAAACAGGUAUUAUGAUUGUAGUACUGUUCUAUACUGCACUGGCUUUAAGAUGACUUUGUGUGUCUGUAAUAACCAUUUAGUGUAACUUGUCGUUUGUUUUCAUGGAAUACAAAAACUGAGGCCUUGUGUGUGAUUUAUAUAUAGAAGCAUUUAUUGAAUUGCAAUAAAGUUAGUACUUAAAACAGAA
This is a messenger RNA of Gymnogyps californianus (California condor), 5634 nucleotides long. RefSeq names its product fibroblast growth factor 2 (gene FGF2). Bases 1 to 471 code for a protein of 156 amino acids. Lineage: Eukaryota; Metazoa; Chordata; Aves; Accipitriformes; Cathartidae. Gene Ontology annotation, cellular component: cytoplasm. Gene Ontology annotation, molecular function: fibroblast growth factor receptor binding; growth factor activity. The record is from RefSeq and is a predicted model, not a curated record. The transcript has 3 exons. Gene Ontology annotation, biological process: positive regulation of cell population proliferation; cell differentiation; animal organ morphogenesis.